This is a messenger RNA of Puma concolor (puma), 2583 nucleotides long. RefSeq names its product nucleolar protein with MIF4G domain 1 (gene NOM1). Gene Ontology annotation, cellular component: nucleolus. The record is from RefSeq and is a predicted model, not a curated record. NCBI's taxonomy places the organism in Eukaryota, Metazoa, Chordata, Mammalia, Carnivora, Felidae. Gene Ontology annotation, biological process: ribosomal small subunit biogenesis. Gene Ontology annotation, molecular function: RNA binding; protein binding.
AUGGCGGCGUCCGCAAGUGCGGGCGUGACGGGCCGGCGUGGGCGAAGGGGGCGCGGGCAGCACGGACGCGGGGGGCGCCGCCGGCCGGGGGGCGGCACGGAGGGGGCCCUGAAGCGGCUGAAGCUAGCGGUGGAGGAGUUCGUGCAGGCGACCUCCGAGGGUGAGACCCCCGGCGGCCCGGCCGGGCCCCGGGCGGAGGGGCGCUUGCGCCGGGGCGGGAGGAAAAGCCGCAGGGAGCUGAGGAAGGAGAAGCGGCACCUGAAGAAGGCGCGCCGGCUGCAGAGGACUGCGGACCCGGCGAAGGUCCCGGGCCCAGGCGGCGGCGGAGCCGGGGGAGCGAGUGGCCUUCGGGCGGAGGGGGCGGAGGGGGAGGGCGGCCGGCGGUCCCCUCGUCGGGUCCCGGCGCCCCCGGACGAGCCGCGACCUCCUCUGGCCAAGGGCGCCCGGGCCCGCCCCGAGGCCAGGGGUCUCCCCGGGAGCAUCAGACCCGGCGCAGCCGCCGCCGCCCGGAAACGGGCCCUUCUGGCAGCCAACGAGGAGGAGGACCGGGAGAUCCGGAAGCUGGAGCGGUGCCUCGGCUUGAACAAGCGCAGAAGGAAGGGCGACGGUGGCUCCGUGCCGCUUAGCUUUGCUCGCGAUGGGCUCGACUACAUCCUGGGAGCCCUGGGGUCUGGAAGAACUGGCGGCUCGUACGAAGGCAGUAGUGAGGAGGAGGAGGAGGAUGUCGGACAGACUGUCCCCGAAAGUGACUUAGAGAGCGACACCGAGGACGAAAGGGAGGAGGAGGGGGAGGAGGAGGAGGAAGAAGAAGAAAAGAACAAGGUGGAAGCGGGAGCGCACAGUGAGCAGGACGACGUGGAAGACAUUAAGCCAAAAAAAGCGGCAGAGGGGAGAGCGAAGUGGAAAAGGGACAAAAAGAGAGUCCGUUUUGCAGAAGAAACGAGUGAAAAUUCCUCUGAGGACGCGGGCACAGACGCAACAGAUCAGAGUGUUUGCGAAAACGAUGGAGAGUACGUCCCACCUCACGUGAGGCAUGCUGAGGAGACAGUGAGUGGUCAGAAAAAGGAGGGACUGGAAAGACUGAAGAGACACGUCCAAGGUCUCAUCAACAGGUUGAGCGAGCCGAGCGUGGCCUCCAUAAGUGGGCAGCUGGAGGAACUGUACAUGGCCCACAGCAGGAAGGACAUGAACGACACUCUGACGGGCGUCCUCCUGAGCGCCUGUGCCCCAGGCGCGGCCAUGCCAGGCAGGCUGGUGAUGGAGCACGUGCUCCUGCUCAGCGUCCUUCACCACACGGUCGGCGUGGAGGUCGGUGCUCACUUUUUGGAGGCCGUGGUGAGGAGGUUUGACACCAUCUACAAGAACGGAGGCGAAGACAGAGAGUGUGAGAACCUGUUCACUGUCAUCGCCCACUUGUAUAACUUCCACGUGGUGCAGUCUCUCCUUGUCUUUGACAUUUUGAAAAAACUUAUCGGAACUUUCACAGAAAAAGAUAUUGAACUGAUCCUGUUAAUGCUGAAAAACGUGGGCUUUUCAUUGAGAAAAGAUGAUGCUUUGUCGCUUAAGGAACUAAUCCUGGAGGCCCAGGCCAAAGCCAGCGAGGCAGGUGGCAAGUUCCGGGACCAGACGAGGGUUCGGUUUAUGCUGGAGACCAUGCUGGCGCUGAAGAACAAUGACCUGCGCAAGAUCCCCGGCUACGACCCUGAGCCUGUGGAGAAGCUGAGGAAAUUACAACGCGCUCUGGUGCGCGGCACCGGCUCAGGCACGGAAACCCAGCUCCGCGUCUCCUGGGACGGCAUCCUGAACGCAGAGCAGACCGGGCGCUGGUGGAUUGUGGGGUCCGCGUGGAGCGGGGCCCCCAUGAUUGACAACAGCCAGCAGAAGGUCACGGAGAGGCGGCCCACGGGGACGGUUAGUGGGAAGAUACUAGAACUCGCCAGGAAGCAGAGAAUGAACACCGAUGUCAGGAGAAACAUAUUCUGCACAAUAAUGACAAGUGAAGAUUUUUUGGACGCGUUUGAAAAGCUUCUGAAGCUUGGGCUCAGGGACCAACAGGAGAGGGAGAUCGUUCACGUUCUCAUGGAUUGCUGCCUUCAGGAGAAAAGCUACAACCCCUUCUAUGCGUUCCUGGCCGGCAAGUUCUGUGAACACGAGAGAAGGUUCCAGAUGACUUUCCAGUUCAGCAUAUGGGAUAAAUUCCGGGACCUAGAAAACUUGCCAGCCACUAAUUUCUCUAAUUUGGUUCACCUGGUAGCCCACUUGUUGAAGACAAAGUCACUUCCACUUUCCAUUUUAAAGGUAGUUGAAUUCAGCGAAUUGGAUAAACCCAGAGUCCACUUUUUACGAAAAGUGUUAUAUAUGCUGUUAAUGGAAACUGAAGUUGAAGACCUGGCUUCAAUUUUUGCAAGAGUGGCUGACAGCCCGAAGCUGGGCAUGUUGAGAGAAGGUCUGAAACUCUUCAUCAGUCACUUCCUGGUGAAGAGCGUGCAGACGCACGCAAGUGCGGAGGAAGCCAGCGUGCUGAGAGAGAGGGCCGACCUCUCCACAAAGAGUUUGCAAGGCCAGGCUUCCCUGAGGAUGUAG